Molecule: messenger RNA, 2325 nt
Organism: Limanda limanda (common dab)
Lineage: Eukaryota; Metazoa; Chordata; Actinopteri; Pleuronectiformes; Pleuronectidae
Gene: spice1
Product: spindle and centriole associated protein 1
Exons: 17
Coding region: 1-2304 (767 amino acids)
Biological process (GO): regulation of centriole replication; metaphase chromosome alignment; mitotic spindle assembly
Cellular component (GO): centriole; spindle; centrosome
Source: RefSeq, a predicted model, not a curated record
AUGUCGUCGGUGAGACUGGGACGUUCACAACAACAACACAACAAAGGGAAAAGGCCUGUUCGUCCCAGGAAGGCAGCAGCUCCCAGGAGAGAGUGGGUGAGCACCGUCAGUGACCUGUCUGUGCACAAGCUGACCCCUGCAGAGCUGAGUCAUCGGCAUGAGAUUCACAAGUCGCACAACAAGGCCGCGGCUCAGUGGGAGCUGAGAGAGAAAGCUCUGGCACGCCGCCUUGGACCUGGCAGGAGUCCUGCACAUCUGGACCCCGCCAGCCUCAGCAUCAUCAGGGAGGUCUUCUCAGACCAGCUGCUGCUGCAGGAUGUGCUGGCCCGCUCGGACAGAGCCAUGGCUGUGGUCAAGGAUUUGUUUGGAGAUGCUCCACGCAGGCACACUGGGCAUCCGAGUGUGACCAUGGCUCCAAACUGUGACUCUGACUCAGAACUGCCUGUUCUCCAGAGACCAGAUCCUCCGACUCAGCUGUGCCUCCUCAGCCAGUCUAUGAUGGACCAGCAGGCUCUUAAUGAACUUCAAGACUCAGAGGAAGACCACAGUGAUGAAGAUGCAAAUCCCUCUGGCCGUUCAAACUAUCAUGUAAUCAGAAGGACCAAUGUGACUAAAACGAAGGCGCCCUCUCGGGGGAAAGUGAACCAGCAGCAGAAAGCCCAACGUCCCGUCUCUGACCAUGGAGACAGAGAUCAUGUUCUUUCAACCCCUUGUACAUCAGGGAGAGCACCAGAUCAAACGGCUCUUAAUGCCACGUUGGCUGUUCAGCGUGUUUGGACCAGACCGAGCCGACCAGAGGAAGACGAGGAGGAACCGUCUGUCCUGGUUUCUCAGGUGCUGAACCCUGACAAGCCUCUCAGCCAGUCAGGAAGGAUCCGCACUAGAACCAGCAGGACCAGGAAGUGUAUUUCUCUGAGCUCAGCGCUGAACGGCUCCAGUGUUGCUUCUCUCAGUGGGAACCAGUCGAGUCUGGGUCUGCUCCAGUCCAUGUUGGGUCAGGUGGAGGCCGACUUGGAUACGAUGAGUCCUGACACAGAACCAGGAUCAGCACAGAGUCCAAACCAGCACAGAACACAAGGCCUCACUGGGUUCUCUGUUGCACUGAUCUCCACGGUCGGACGCUUAGUUCACCACCUCAAAAAGAGGGACGAGAACGUUCAUAAAGAGUCUGAGGAGAGGAGAAAGCUGGAGGAGGAGCUGAGAGCGCAGCGCGGCCUGAUCGAUGCUCUCACUGCAGAGACCAUGACUCUGAGAGAGGAGGCUGCCGCCCUGCAGGCAGGGCUGCUGCAGCGGACCACAGAGCUGGAGCAGAAGCUGGAUGCAGUAGUGUUGUUGAUUGGGGGACUUGGACUCCUGGAGGCACACACGGACCCCCCCCGAGACCCUGAUGUCAAAGCUGCAGCUUGUCAGUCCUUGCUCGUUCCUGAGCGAAUACAAGCAUCUGCUUCUCCCGCCUUCCUGCUCUCUCCACCUCGACAGAGCGACAACUGGCAACAUAUUCCUGUGACUCAGCCCGUACCAUCGCAGCAGCUUCUUCCUUUAGAUGACCUCUGCUCCUUUGAGGACGUCCCGGCCCUGUUCUCAGCUUCCAGCCUCACCAGCCGUCCCUCGUCUUCCUCACUCUCACUGACGUCCUGCGACCCGCUCAGCUCUCAGAUCCCUCCAGAGGCCUUGCUGGCAGAGAUCGCUCAGCUGAGCAGGCAGAACGAGCUGAUAUGGGCCCAGCUGAGUCAGGCUAAGAGCCUGAGCUCCGGUGGCGGAGUAUCGCCCAACAGUAGCAUCGAGCAGAGGAGACCCAGCUCUGGCAGCAGUGGAAGAAAUCCCCCUCAGAGCGUUGGAGAGAGGAGGACGUCCGGGUCCAGCAGCUCACGGAGACGGAGCCAGAACAUCCAGGUCGCUGAUGGACACAAAGCCACUCGUCAGACGACCCCUCCUAACGACCCCAGUGUGAGCACGGUGGAACAGCGCCUUCUAGAGCUCAACAGGCAGAGUGCAGCAGCAAGGGGUCGCCUGUUGGAGCUUAUUGAGCAACAGAAACACAACGUUUCUUCCAAAGUUUCUCCUUCUGUCUCCCCCAUCCCUACGUCUGCCUUGAGCCCACAAACAGCAGCCGGAGGAAGUCCAGACGUGUCCGUGCUGCCGCCCUCACAGGAGCUUCAGUCACAGGCCGGUGGUGAGAGACGAUCUGCUGGUUCUGAAGUGUCUUCUCACAGAUAUGAAGGAGAAACCAGAGGUGGCAAAACACAGAUGGAGAAGCAGAGGGAGAGAGAAGGCUGGUUUUCUCUGUCAGCUCAUGUCAUAUGAUUCAUUAUUCACCCUGAGAAA